Messenger RNA from Sapajus apella (tufted capuchin), 3411 nucleotides. It is a transcript of the gene SHISA7, whose product is annotated as shisa family member 7. Lineage: Eukaryota; Metazoa; Chordata; Mammalia; Primates; Cebidae. Bases 262 to 1944 code for a protein of 560 amino acids. The transcript is spliced from 6 exons. The record is from RefSeq and is a predicted model, not a curated record. Gene Ontology annotation, cellular component: dendritic spine membrane; postsynaptic membrane; postsynaptic density. Gene Ontology annotation, biological process: regulation of short-term neuronal synaptic plasticity; regulation of AMPA receptor activity.
GGGAGGGGGAGGUGCCUCUUCUCGGCUCGAAGUCGGCGCGAGGCAAAGGCGAGGGCUGGCGGCUGACACAUCUGCACGGACGCGGCGCAUCUGCUCGGAGGAGAACUGCGGCCGGGGUCGCCCCCCGUCGGCGCGCGCCCAGCCAGGCUGCCGGCAGACACGCGCUCUGCCGCCGCCCCCCACGCCGCCGCCCCCGGCUCCCCAAGGGUCCCGCAUCCGGAAAGCGAGCCUGGCGGCCCGGUGCGACCCCCUGCACGCCCCAUGCCGGCCCUCCUGCUCCUCGUACUCCUGGCCUCUAGCGCCGGCCAGGCCGGGGCGCGCCCGUCCAACGCCACGAGCGCCGAGCCCCCGGGCCCGCUGCCCGCCCUGCUGGCGCACCUGCGGCGCCUGACCGGGGCGCUGACUGGCGGCGGGGGCGCGGCGAGCCCGGGCGCCAACGGCACCAGGACCGGCUCCGCGGGCGGGGCGGGCGCGGCGGCCCGGGCGCCCCCUCCCGCUGAGCUCUGCCACGGCUACUACGAUGUCAUGGGCCAGUACGACGCCACGUUCAACUGCAGCACCGGCUCCUACCGCUUCUGCUGCGGCACCUGCCACUACCGCUUCUGCUGCGAGCACCGCCACAUGCGCCUCGCGCAGGCCUCCUGCUCCAACUACGACACACCGCGCUGGGCCACCACGCCGCCGCCGCUAGCCGGGGGCGCCGGGGGGGCUGGGGGUGCGGGCGGGGGACCAGGCCCCGGCCAGGCCGGGUGGCUGGAAGGGGGCCGGGCGGGGGGGGCCGGAGGCCGCGGGGGCGAGGGCCCCGGGGGCAGCACAGCCUACGUCGUGUGCGGGGUCAUCAGCUUCGCCCUGGCCGUGGGCGUCGGCGCCAAAGUGGCCUUCAGCAAGGCGUCCCGGGCCCCGCGGGCGCACCGGGAGAUCAACGUGCCCAGAGCUCUGGUGGACAUUCUGAGGCAUCAGGCGGGGCCUGGGACCCGUCCGGACCGGGCCCGAAGCAGCUCCCUGACCCCUGGGAUCGGUGGCCCCGACAGCAUGCCCCCCAGGACGCCCAAGAACCUCUACAACACCGUGAAGACCCCCAACCUCGAUAAUCUGCACCACAACUACCUGCACCUCAACGUCAACAGCCCCAAGCACCACGCCGCCACACUGGACUGGCGAGCCUUGCCGCCGCCCAGCCCCUCCUUGCACUACUCCACGCUGUCCUGCUCUCGGUCCUUCCACAACCUCUCGCAUCUGCCCCCGUCCUACGAGGCUGCCGUGAAGUCUGAGCUGAAUCGCUACUCCUCCCUCAAGAGGCUGGCCGAGAAGGAUCUGGACGAGGCCUACCUCAAGCGCCGGCCCCUGGAGUUGCCCCGCGGCACGCUGCCUUUGCACGCGCUGCGGCGGCCGGGCACCGGGGGCGGCUACCGCAUGGAUGCCUGGGGCGGCCCCGACGAGCUGGGCCUGGCGCCUGCGCCCAACCCACGGCGGGUCAUGUCCCAGGAGCACCUGCUGGGCGACGCUGGCCGCUCCCGCUACGAGUUCACGCUGCCGCGCGCGCGCCUCGUGUCGCAGGAGCACCUGCUGCUGUCUUCACCCGAGGCCCUGCGCCAGAGCCGAGAGCACCUGCUGUCGCCCCCGCGCAGCCCCGCGCUGCCCCCAGACCCCACCGCUCGGGCCAGCCUGGCCGCCUCGCACUCCAACCUGCUGCUGGGGCCUGGGGGCCCCCCAACGCCCCUGCGUGGGCUGCCGCCACCGUCCAGCCUGCACGCCCACCACCACCACGCCCUGCACGGCUCGCCGCAGCCCGCCUGGAUGUCCGAUGCCGGCGGGGGCGGGGGCACGCUGGCCCGCAGGCCGCCCUUCCAGCGCCAGGGCACGCUGGAGCAGCUGCAGUUCAUUCCGGGCCACCACCUGCCGCAGCACCUGCGCACUGCCAGCAAGAACGAGGUGACUGUCUGAGGCCAGGGCCGGGGCUGGGGGGCUGCGGCUUCCCGGGCCCCUGUCCCAGCCUGGAUCCCCCGACACAGGCGCACACACGCCAGGGGCCUGGGGCCCAGAAAGGUCCUUGGACAGGAGUCAAAGCCUCCUUCCAGGAUGACCUGGCAGACAAGAUUCCUCCUCCUAUUACGUCACUGCUUGAGCCAAGGCCUCCUUCCCAUGAUGUCAUCCCAGAGGAAGAGGCUGGCCCAUGAGGUCAUUGCUAGCAAAAAUGUCUGUGUCCUGUGAUGUCAUCACAGGGACAAAGCCUCCUUCCCAUGAGGUCAUCACAGAGGAAGAGGCCGGCCUUGAGGUCAUCGCUGGAGGCCAUGUCCGUGUUCUAUGAUGUCCUCAGAGGCCUCCUUCUUGUGGUGUAGUAACAGAGACGACGCCUUGUCCCAUGACAUUCGUUCCUGUGAUUUCACUGCAGAGACAAUCUCACCUGAAUGAUGCCAUCUUCUAACUCCAAGGCCUCUUGGCAUCAUCGCCAUGGGGAAGAAAUUUUCUCCCUGUGUCUUUGCAGCAGAGAAGAUGCCUCUGUCCUAUGAUGUCAUCAUUACAGACAAAACCAUCUUCCUGGGACACGCCACAGGGGAAAAUGCCUCACUAAUUGUGUACUCACUAGACAUAAGGCCUCCUUUUCACAACAUCGUCACAGGGACCCUGCCUCCUUCCUGUGAUGCCAUCACCAGAGAAGGUGCCUUGCCCUAUGACGUCAUCAGAGGGACCGUGCCUCUUCCCGUGAUGUCAUCACCAGAGAUGACAACUCACUCUGGGACCUCUCCAGGAGGAGGUCCCUUCUGCGAUGUCACCCAGAUGCUACGUGCUCUGAGACGGGACAAGGAGAUGCCUCCACUGCUCCCACCAUGUAGAAGGCAAGGCAGGCCCAGAGUCCAGGACCACCCCAGGGAAGAUGUCAGAGAGCAGAGAGGGGCCCUGUCCAAGGAUGUUGUCUGAGGGAAGCACCGCUGCGGAGCCGCCCACGUGGAGGGCGUCCUCCAGAGAUGAUGGUCUGUGUAGGCUGUUGGCAGUGAUCCCCCUGCCCCCAGGGCUGUGAUGGCAUCACCUGAGCUCCCUCCUCAGAGGCACUGCCCACUCUGGAAGGCCGUCGGUAUUGAUGGUAUCACCAGAGUUACUGCCUUGACCCACCAUGACUUAGCUUGGUCGCUCCCUCCCCAGACCCCAGGGACAUACACAGGAGGAUCUCUGCCAGACCCGCUGAGGGCAAAUGGGGCUUGGAUCCCAUGCCUGUGCAGUGACUCCUGGGAAACAGAACCUGCAGGUGGCCUUCUGCUCCCAGGAAGCCACUCUGGAUCACCAGGAUCCUGGAGUCCUGGCACUCAUAGGUGUCCCUUAGCCUGGCCUCACUCUUCUUUCUGCCAUAUCUACAGACAAUCACUCUGGCAACAAAGUCCUAGCCUUCUAUUGGGGGGAGGUGUUUGCAGUGCA